AUGGAGCGCAGGAAACCCGCACUUACACCGGAAAAUUACAUCCGAGCUAUCAUUUCACUGUCUAGGAGGUAUUCGAGCACGUCUUCCUUUCCUGGAAACCAUUACUUCGAUAUUGCAGAAUGGCUGCGACAAGACCGCCAUCUUCUGAAUUCAAAGAAGCUGGAAGAAGACUCCACCCUUUUUGCUUCCAAGUCUGAACAGCCUUACGACUUAGUCGUGGUAUAUGACUGCGGAGAGAGGAAGUGGAACGUGCAACAAUACCGCCAAGAGCAACACAAUAAUUUCUCUGCUACAUCCUCCGUUUCAUCAGAGCACUUGGGCCAAGUAGUCUUUAUCCGAGGCUUCAUAUCGCCAUCUUGGGUGUCAGUCCUUGGAAGUAAAUAUAAUAUCGAUCCGGAAUUCUUUCGGCGACAUAUGGAUUUCCUGUCUACCAAUGAGGGUAGGCAUUCUUACAGCUUCCCAUCGCUUGCCAGCUCAUCAAACAACAUCUUUCGUCUUUGUGUGAGCACUAUUCUUCACCGCGAUGAUUUUGGGGGACAGAACUUGAAGUUGCAGCGCUCAGAACAACUCACUGAGCUUGAAAAAUACAAGAUACACCAACUUGGAUCUAACAAAGUCUGUUGCGGAGACUCGUUGGUACGCGAGUAUGCUACUGUGUGCGCGUCCUUCUCUGUGAUUGAACAGUGGAUAUCGAUUUAUAUUGCGAAAACGAAUAGAGGAUGGGCUGUCAUUGUCUGGAUGGACCAUGGAAGACCCUUAGAGCAAUCCCCCCGGGGCCCAUGGACUAAUCACAUCGAUGCUAAGGCAAUACCACUACCCGUCCUCCAACAUCAUCCGAAAAUGGCAUUUAGAACGACCAGCAGCCAUCCAAGUACAAAUGCAAAUAAUACGGCAGAGUUUCCUCAAAGCACAACCUUGCUUCCGUUGCAGUACGAUUCUUUGAUCGCUCUUGUCGAUUUGGCCCGCCGCGUGCCUCAGGAUCCACUCUCCAUAUGCAUUCCGUUGUUUGCACACGCGGCAUUCUCCGAAGUUCAAUUUCUGAAUCUUAUGGAAUCCAGAAUCCAGAUUCAGAUAGACCAGAUCGUUGCAGAACAUCCAGCGGACGCGUUGGGAACGCUUCAAUACUUCACCAACAUUCUCAACCGCCAUGCCCAGCAGCUGAAAGAUAGCGCUCGUGCACUUUGCAAACUCGUUGAACAGAAUGGUCAGGGAUCAAAUGGCGCCAAGACUGAAAGUCUGACGACGAAAAAUGCCAUGGCCUCAGGUCAUAGUACAAGGCUGCCUUCGGAGACUGAGAUGACCGGAAUCUUUUCCUCGCCUAGAUCUGACGGUACGUAUACACCAAAAGGCAUCAUGGAAGACUAUGAUCAACUCUACGUCCGUUGCAUGGACUUGUCCAAAAUGUGUACCCAGGGCAUAAAUCUAGCCAUGAACAAAGCCACGAUCGACGAGUCCCGCAAAGCCAUUGAGCAGUCUAGUCGAGUUAAGAGACUGACUCUACUCGCUACACUGUUCAUCCCUCUCAGUUUUACUUCUAGCCUGCUGGGUAUGAAUAUUGACCUCCUGGGGCAAAAUGCAGUGAAGUUUUGGUGGUUUUUUGUCUUAUGUGUUCCGAUAACUUUGGUUGCUUAUAGUUUCUAUCUCUGGGAUAUUCAGUUCCUGAAGCGUUGCUGGGAUGUCGUUGCAUUAGGAGAGACAUAA
Messenger RNA from Penicillium canariense, 1701 nucleotides. RefSeq lists its product as uncharacterized. The coding region runs from base 1 to 1701 and encodes 566 amino acids. Gene Ontology annotation, molecular function: metal ion transmembrane transporter activity. Lineage: Eukaryota; Fungi; Ascomycota; Eurotiomycetes; Eurotiales; Aspergillaceae. Gene Ontology annotation, cellular component: membrane. The transcript is spliced from 4 exons. The record is from RefSeq and is a predicted model, not a curated record. Gene Ontology annotation, biological process: transmembrane transport; metal ion transport.